Gracilinanus agilis (Agile Gracile Mouse Opossum) is the source of this 1002-nucleotide messenger RNA. Its product is annotated as taste receptor type 2 member 7-like. Gene Ontology annotation, molecular function: G protein-coupled receptor activity; bitter taste receptor activity. Gene Ontology annotation, cellular component: membrane. Lineage: Eukaryota; Metazoa; Chordata; Mammalia; Didelphimorphia; Didelphidae. The transcript has a single exon. The coding region runs from base 1 to 1002 and encodes 333 amino acids. Gene Ontology annotation, biological process: sensory perception of taste; detection of chemical stimulus involved in sensory perception of bitter taste; G protein-coupled receptor signaling pathway. The record is from RefSeq and is a predicted model, not a curated record.
AUGCCAGAUACUGGAGAGAAGAUCUUAAUGGUUCUGGUAACUGGUGAAUUUAUAUUGGGCAUUCUGCUGAAUGGAUUUAUAGCAAUGGUGAACUGCAUUGACUGGGUCAGGAGCAAGACACUGUCAACAAGUGAUCUCAUCCUGGUUGGCUUGGCUAUCUCCAGAAUUGGACUAUUGUGUGUGAUAAUGUGGAAUUCCUAUUUAUUUAUAAAUGGUCUUUAUGUAGCCACCACGGAUAGAGUAAGAAUAGUUGACAUCUUAUUGAUGCUGAUGCACAAUUCAAGUAUUUGGUUUGCCACUGUCCUCAGCAUCUUCUACUUUUUAAAGAUUGCUAACUUUUCUAAUCCCUUAUUUCUCUGGAUGAAAUGGAGAAUUAACAGGAUCAUCUACAUGCUUCUUGGAGGGCCUUUGAUAAUUUCUUUUUUCUUAGGCUUUCCAAUGAUGGAGAGAAUGUAUUACUAUGCCAGCAACCUUUCAAGAGAAAGAGAGAGAAAUGUUUCUCAGGAGGUCCAAGAGAAUAAAACUAUGCUUAUCAUGUUCCAGCUUCUCUUCAGCUUGCUGGGUCUUAUCCCUUUUGCUCUGACUCUAGUCUCAUUAUCCUUAUUCAAUUUCUCCCUAUGGAGGCAUACCCAGCAGAUGCAGCUGAAUGCCACAGGUUCCAGGGACCCUAACAUAGAAGCCCAUGUUCGAGCCAUGAAAACUAUGUCUUCCUUCCUCAUCCUCUUUUUAUUGUACCAUAUAGGUUUUUUUCUUAACUACUGGAGUUAUGUACUGGGUAAGAGUAAGAUGCUUUCUAUACUGGGUAUAUCAGUCAUGUUGCUCUAUCCCUUUGGCCACUCACUGAUCCUGAUUCCGUGGAAUAGCAAGCUAAGGAAGGUUGUCCUAAGGCUGUGGUGGAAGACAAGGUGCUACCAGAAAGGAAGUCAUCUACAAGUUCUUUUGAUGCUUCUAAGGACAAUCUGGCAUUUUCUAAGGAGACAGAAGUCAGGAUGGAGUCCUUAA